Messenger RNA from Metarhizium robertsii ARSEF 23, 2460 nucleotides. Its product is annotated as metallo-beta-lactamase superfamily protein. The record is from RefSeq and is a predicted model, not a curated record. Gene Ontology annotation, biological process: mRNA 3'-end processing by stem-loop binding and cleavage. Gene Ontology annotation, cellular component: mRNA cleavage and polyadenylation specificity factor complex. Lineage: Eukaryota; Fungi; Ascomycota; Sordariomycetes; Hypocreales; Clavicipitaceae. The coding region runs from base 1 to 2460 and encodes 819 amino acids. The transcript has 5 exons. Gene Ontology annotation, molecular function: 5'-3' exonuclease activity; RNA endonuclease activity; RNA binding.
AUGGCUUCAAAACGAAAAGCGUCGGCAAUGAAUGCGGCUGCGGCUGCGGCCGAGGAGCCCGUUGACCCUUCCGAUGAACUCAUGUUUCUCUGUCUAGGUGGCGGCAACGAAGUCGGUCGAUCGUGCCAUAUUAUUCAAUACAAGGGCAAAACCGUCAUGCUCGACGCUGGGCAACACCCUGCGUACGACGGUCUUGCAGCCCUCCCAUUCUACGACGAUUUCGAUCUCAGCACCGUAGAUGUACUUCUCAUUAGCCAUUUCCAUGUCGACCAUGCUGCCUCAUUACCUUAUGUCCUCGCCAAGACUAAUUUCCGCGGCCGUGUCUUCAUGACGCAUCCGACCAAAGCCAUCUACAAAUGGCUUAUUCAAGACAGCGUCCGAGUCGGCAAUACGUCUUCAAAUUCCACAACGCAGCCAGUAUACACGGAGCAAGAUCACUUGAAUACCUUUUCUCAAAUAGAAGCCAUCGACUACCACACCACUCACACCAUCUCUUCCAUCCGAAUCACUCCAUACCCUGCUGGCCAUGUGUUGGGGGCGGCCAUGUUCCUCAUCGAGAUUGCUGGGCUCAACAUCUUCUUUACCGGAGACUACUCCCGCGAGCAAGAUCGGCAUUUGGUCUCUGCUGAAGUACCCAAGGACGUCAAAAUUGAUGUCCUCAUCACAGAAUCGACGUAUGGCAUCGCCUCCCACGUUCCCCGGCUGGAGCGCGAGCAAGCCCUGAUGAAGUCCAUCACUGGCAUUCUAAAUAGAGGCGGCCGCGCGCUACUGCCCGUCUUUGCGCUUGGGAGAGCACAAGAACUCCUCCUCAUUUUGGACGAAUACUGGGGAAAGCACCCCGAGUUCCAAAAAUACCCCAUCUACUAUGCGAGUAAUCUCGCCAGAAAAUGCAUGGUUGUCUAUCAAACAUAUGUCGGCGCCAUGAACGAUAACAUCAAGCGCCUUUUCCGAGAGCGCAUGGCUGAAGCCGAAGCCAGCGGAGAUGGUGCUGGCCAAGGAGGACCGUGGGAUUUCAAGUACAUCCGAUCGCUCAAGAACCUGGACCGUUUUGACGACGUCGGCGGCUGCGUUAUGCUCGCCAGUCCUGGUAUGCUUCAAAGCGGUGUUAGCAGAGAGCUCUUUGAAAGAUGGGCGCCCAGCGAGAAAAAUGGCGUCAUCAUCACAGGUUAUAGCGUCGAGGGCACAAUGGCCCGGCAAAUCAUGCAGGAACCGGACCAAAUCCCAGCAGUCAUGUCUCAGUCGGAGAGGGUGCUCAUUCCCCGACGAUGCAGCGUUGCAGAAUACUCGUUCGCUGCACACGUUGAUGGCGUUGAGAACCGAGAGUUCAUCGAGGAAGUAGCCGCACCGGUCGUCAUCCUUGUCCAUGGCGAACAACAUAACAUGAUGCGUCUCAAAUCCAAACUCCUCUCCCUCAACGCCUCCAAAACCACCAAAGUAAAAGUCUACUCCCCCCGGAACUGCGAAGAACUGCGUAUCCCCUUCAAAGGCGAUAAAAUGGCCAAGGUCGUCGGCAAACUCGCUUCUAUCCCGCCCCCCCAAGACGUCAAUGUCGACAGCGCCUCCGCGCCCCUCGUAACAGGAGUCCUUGUCCAAAACGACUUCAAGCUCUCCCUCAUGGCGCCCGAAGACCUCCGUGAAUACGCAGGCCUCAACACAACCACCAUCACCUGCAAGCAGCGCCUCACCCUCAGCGCCGCCGGCAUCGACCUCAUCAAGUGGGCGCUAGAGGGCACAUUCGGCACCGUCGAAGAACUACCCGAAAUGCGGCGGGCCCAGACGGCCAAUGGCAACGGCGUCAAGAACGGCUCCGUCUCAGAAGCAGCCGAGGACGAGGAGGAGGAGGAGUACAAGCCCGAAGAACCGGCGGAUGAAGAAGUCGCCGCCCUAGUGGCAGCAUACCUCGUCAUGGGCUGCGUGACAGUCCGGUACCGCAACAACGGCGAGGUCGAGCUCGAGUGGGAGGGCAACAUGCUCAACGACGGCAUCGCCGACUCCGUCAUGGCCGUCCUGUUCAGCGUCGAGUCCUCCCCCGCCGCCGUCAAGCGCUCCUCAAAACAGCACUCCCACUCCCACGAGCUCGUGACCAACGGGACAAACCCCCACGCCCACCCCUCGGCGGAAGAUCGCCUCGAACGGCUAUUCUGGUUCCUCGAGGCCCAGUUCGGCGCGGACAACGUAUCGCCCGUCGAAACACCCCGCCUCCCCGAAUCGGAAUCCCAAGACGAGUCCAUGGACGUGGAUGGCGCGAGCACAGACGUGGAAGAGCGUAAAAGGAAGGAACUUGAGCGCUUGCACAAGAUUGGUAUUCCCGUGCCCGGCGUGUCGAUCAAGGUGGACAAGAUGCUGGCGACGGUGUGGCUGGAAGACCUGGAGGUGGAGUGUACGAAUAAGGUGUUUGCAGACCGAGUGAGAGCCGUGGUGGAACGGGGCGUGGAAGUCUCGGCGCCGCUUUGGGGAUAA